Astyanax mexicanus (Mexican tetra) is the source of this 903-nucleotide messenger RNA. RefSeq names its product cytochrome c oxidase assembly factor 1 homolog. The transcript has 5 exons. The coding region runs from base 387 to 788 and encodes 133 amino acids. Lineage: Eukaryota; Metazoa; Chordata; Actinopteri; Characiformes; Acestrorhamphidae. The record is from RefSeq and is a predicted model, not a curated record. Gene Ontology annotation, biological process: mitochondrial respiratory chain complex IV assembly; mitochondrial respiratory chain complex I assembly. Gene Ontology annotation, cellular component: mitochondrial inner membrane.
CUAUAUUUUAUUUUUUCUGAUUUCAUUUACAUAGAACUGCCUCCUUUUCCGCAUGUUCUAGCUACCGUACAUCAUUUUCGUUUUUGGGAGGGAGCUGUUGGUGCUAGUGAAUAAAUUAGUGAAAAAAAGUGUGAUUUCUGCACUAUUAAAAUAAAAUAAUUGUUCACAAGUUACAAAGAAUUAAAGGGCACGUAAACCCAUUGAUUUUUACUGACUCCACCCUCAGUGCAAAUAAAACAAAAAUACAAAAAAUGAGAGGGUAGUUUGGAAGCUGCACUGUGAUGGUGCUGGUGAUGUAUGGGUUUAGGGGCGGGGCAGAAGGAAGAGCUGAUUAGGAUAAGCAGGAGGUUUGCUAAGAUCGUGUGAGAUCCAGAGGGUAUGAGAAGAUGAGCCGCUCCACCAGCCUGCUGCAGCAGAUGACAAUAUUUGUCACUGUGAUGACUGGGGGAGGAUGUGGCAUGAUGUACUACCUCAUGCAGAAAAACUUCGCUAAAUCAGAGUAUUAUAGGCUGGCUAUUGAGCAGCUGAAUGAGAACUCCACAGCCAUGGCCAGCCUCGGGGCUCCACCCCUGAAGAUCCAUAAUAUCCACCUGACCGAUCGGCACAACCGCGUGGACCACACCCAGGCUCAGCUGAAAAUUCCAGUGACUGGACAGAAGACUGGGGGCUAUCUGUACACAACAUCCACCAGAGACUCGGUGAUGAACAGCUGGUGCCUCCAGCGAGUGGCUUUGCAGCUUCGGACUGGAGAGAUUGUUGAUAUUUUCCCCAGAGCGGAAUCAGAGUAGUUUUAUGAAGAUGGAGAUGCUGGAUCUGUUUUAAUGAUGACCGCUGAUCUGUAUAUAUCUGUGAUAAAAGAGAUGAUGAACAAUGAUUCCAAUAAAACCAAGUGAGCCUUCCAAA